This is a messenger RNA of Lemur catta (Ring-tailed lemur), 4738 nucleotides long. It is a transcript of the gene RGS12, whose product is annotated as regulator of G protein signaling 12. Lineage: Eukaryota; Metazoa; Chordata; Mammalia; Primates; Lemuridae. The record is from RefSeq and is a predicted model, not a curated record. The transcript is spliced from 18 exons. Gene Ontology annotation, biological process: signal transduction. Gene Ontology annotation, molecular function: GTPase activator activity; protein binding. The coding region runs from base 166 to 4485 and encodes 1439 amino acids.
GCUGCCGAGACGACGGUUGGCGCGGGCUGCAAGGCGGGCGGCGCGGGAGCGAGCGGCGCGGCCCGGGCAUUAUUUCAAGAAAAAAUAUGAUAGCAUCAAGCAUUCCCUGGAGCGUGGAUCGCCUGGAAUAAGGAAAUAUGCUCCUUGCCUGGGAAGCACGUCGGGAUGUAUAGAGCGGGCGACCCGGGGAGACGGCCACUGCCCCCUCGGGUGCGGAACGUGGAAGUUGCCCGGGGCAGGGCUGGCUAUGGGUUCACGCUUUCUGGGCAGGCGCCCUGUGUGCUAAGCUGUGUUAUGAGAGGGAGCCCUGCGGAUUUCGUAGGCCUCCGUGCUGGAGACCAGAUCUUUGCUGUCAAUGACAUUAACGUGAAAAAAGCUUCUCAUGAAGAUGUCGUGAAACUAAUCGGGAAGUGCUCUGGCGUCCUGCGCAUGGUGGUGGGCGAAGGCGUCGGCCACUUAGAGGCCGGUUCCAGUGACGAGGAAGGUGGGCUUUAUGAAGGAAAAGGCUGGUUGAAGCCGAAACUCGAUUCUAAAGCCUUAGGUAUAAAUAGAGCAGAGCGAGUCGUGGAGGAAAUGCAAUCUGGUGGAAUUUUCAAUAUGAUUUUUGAGAACCCGAGCCUCUGUGCAAGCAGUUCAGAGCCCUUGAAAUUGAAACAAAGAUCCCUUUCAGAGUCGGCCACUGCUCAAUUUGAUAUUGGAUGUGAAGGUAUAAAUAAUCCAAAUCCCCACAUGUUUUCCAAGGAGGAAGUAUCGAAAGUUAUUAAUGAUGAUUCAGUUUUCAGUAUUGGACUAGAAAAUCAUGACGAUUUUGGGUUAGACGCAAGUAUUUUAAAUGUUGCCAUGGUCGUGGGCUAUUUAGGUUCCAUCGAACUCCCUUCCAGGAGCUCCAGCCUGGAGUCUGACAGUUUGCAGGCCAUCCGCGGCUGCAUGCGGCGCCUGCGGGCAGAGCAGAAGAUCCACUCCCUGGUGAUGAUGAAGAUUGUGCACGACUGUGUGCAGCUGUGCACCGACAAGGCCAGGGUUGUGGCUGAGUACCCGGCUGAGAAGCUGGCCUUCAGCGCUGUGUGCCCUGACGACAGGCGCUUUUUUGGGCUGGUGACCAUGCAGACCAGCGAUGAUGGGAGCCUGGCCCAGGAGGAGGAAGGUGCCCUGCGGACUUCCUGCCACGUGUUUAUGGUGGACCCAGACUUAUUUAAUCACAAGAUCCACCAAGGCAUUGCCCGGCGGUUUGGGUUUGAGUGCACAGCCGACCCUGACACCAAUGGCUGUUUAGAGUUCCCUGUGUCCUCUCUGCCUGUGCUCCAGUUCAUCUCCGUCCUGUACCGUGACAUGGGUGAGCUGAUCGAGGGGGUGCGGGCCCGUGCCUUUCUGGAUGGGGACGCCGAUGCCCACCAGAACAACAGCACCAGCAGCAACAGUGACAGUGGCAUCGGGAACUUCAACCAGGAGGAGAAGAGCAACCGGGUCCUGGUGGUCGACCUGGGCGGGGGCUCCAGCAGGCAUGGCCCGAGUAGCAGCACUGUGUGGGAGGGUGCGGGAGGGAGGGCCAUGCAGCCCUGGGGGGCCCCCUGGAACGGGGCCUUCUGCCACGACCCCGAUGGGAGCUCCCCAAUUGAGGUCACUCCCCAGAUUGACAGGUUCCGGGACUUAAACAAGCACUUAGGACCGGCCUCUCAUGUGGAGGUGCCCCUGGCUUCCUCUCGGAGUUCCGUCCCUCCUCCCAAGAGGGGCACCGCGGGUGCCAGCUGUGGUUUCAGCCAGCGGUGGCUCCCGGUCCACGUGCUCCAGGAGUGGCAAUGCGGUCAUGCCAGUGACCAGGAGUCUUACACGGAUUCCACCGAUGGGUGGUCCAGUGUCAACUGUGGCACGCUGCCCCCUCCCAUGAGCAAGAUCCCAGCAGACCGCUACAGGGUCGAAGGCAGCUUUGGGCAGCCUCCACUGGGUGCCCAGAAGAGGGACUGGUCCAGGAAGGCUUUUGGAAUGCAAAACAUUUUUGGUCCCCAUCGAAAUGUUCGAAAGACUAAAGAAGACAAAAAGGGCUCAAAAUUUGGGCAUGGAAUUGGACUCACUCAGACUUCUCAACGCACCUCUGCUCGGAGAUCGUUCAGAAGAUCCAAGAGGUUCAGCAUCACUCGCUCCCUUGAUGAUCUUGAGUCUGCAACUGUGUCUGAUGGUGAGUUGACCGGCGCUGACCUGAAGGACUGCGUGAGCAACAACAGCCUGAGCAGCAAUGCCAGCCUCCCCAGUGUGCAGAGCUGCCGGCGCCUGCGAGAGAGGAGGGUUGCCAGCUGGGCCGUGUCCUUCGAGCGUCUGCUACAGGACCCCCUUGGUGUUCACUACUUCUCGGAUUUUCUAAGGAAAGAAUUCAGUGAAGAAAACAUUUUAUUCUGGCAGGCCUGUGAAUAUUUUAAUCAUGUUCCUGCACACGACAAAAAAGAGCUUUCCUACAGGGCCCGGGAGAUUUUCAGUAAAUUUCUGUGCAGCAAAGCCACCACCCCUGUCAACAUUGACAGCCAGGCCCAGCUGGCGGACGACAUUCUUAAUGCGCCUCACCCGGACAUGUUCAAGGAGCAGCAGCUCCAGAUUUUCAACCUGAUGAAGUUUGACAGCUACACGCGCUUUCUGAAAUCUCAGCUGUACCAGGAGUGCAUCCUGGCGGAGGUGGAAGGCCGUGCCCUCCCGGACUCACAGCAGGCCCCUAGCAGCCCGGUGUCUAAGCACAGCCUCGGCUCGGACCACUCCAGCAUGUCCACGCCAAAAAAGUUGAGUGGAAAAUCGAAAUCAGGAAGGUCCCUGAAUGAAGAACUGGUGGAGGAGGACAGUGAGAAGAAACGGAAAGGCGCGUUUUUCUCUUGGUCAAGGAGUAGGAGCACUGGGAGGUCCCAGAAGAAGAAGGAACAUGGUGACCUUCCAAAUGACCCCAUCCACGCCAACGGAGGCCCGUGCCGCCGAGAGUCCCAGGGCUCCGUGUCCUCUGCAGGGAGCCUGGACCUGUCCGAGGCCUGCAGGACCCUGGUGCCCGAGAGGGACAAGGCCACCAAGCACUGCUGCAUCCUCCUCCCGGACGGGACGUCCUGCAUGGUGGCCGUCAAGUCGGGGUUCUCCAUCAAGGAGAUCCUGUCCGGACUCUGUGAGCGGCACGGCAUCAACGGGGCCGCCGUGGACCUCUUCCUGGUGGGCGGGGACAAGCCUCUGGUGCUGCAUCAAGACAGUAGCAUCUUGGAGUCAAGAGACCUGCGCCUGGAAAAGCGCACUUUGUUUCGGCUGGACCUCGUUCCCAUUAACCGGUCAGUGGGACUCAAGGCCAAGCCCACCAAGCCUGUCACAGAGGUGCUGCGGCCCGUCGUGGCCAAGUACGGCCUGGACCUCGGCAGCCUGCUGGUGAGGCUGAGUGGAGAGAAGGAGCCCCUGGACCUCGGCGCCCCUAUAUCGAGUCUGGAUGGACAGCGGGUCAUCCUGGAGGAGAAGGACCCUUCCAGAGGAAAAGAUAAACAGAAAGGUGCACUGGCCAAACAGAACACAGGCGUCAAUCCCAGUUCCAGAAACCACUCGGCUACGGGAGAGGAAAGAACACUAGGCAAGUCUAAUUCUAUUAAAAUAAAAGGAGAAAAUGGAAAAAAUGCUAGGGAUCCCCGGCUUUCAAAGAGAGAAGAAUCUAUUGCAAAGAUUGGGAAAAAAAAAUAUCAGAAAAUUAAUUUGGACGAAGCAGAGGAGUUUUUUGAGCUCAUUUCCAAAGCUCAGAGCAACAGAGCAGAUGACCAACGCGGGCUGCUGAGGAAGGAAGACCUGGUGUUGCCGGAGUUUCUUCGUUUGCCUCCUGGUUCCACGGAGCUCACCCUCUCAACGCCGGCCACGGCCCAGGCUGUUAGCAGGAGAACUGCAACAACCAGUGGCAGGGAGAACGCGUCCCCUCCCCAAGAAAGAUGGGCACCAGCCCAGGACAGCAGUGACAGCCCCUCGACCAGCCCAGGCUCGGCCCAUAGUCCCCCCGGCCCCUCUGGGACGACCCCGCCUGGGCAGAAGUCUCCCAGCGGGCCCUGCUGCACCCCCCAGUCCCCCACCCCCCACACACAGGAGGGCACAGCACAGAUGUGGAAGAGGCAGUCGUGGGAAGUAGAGUCCGGGGACAUCCAGACCGUGGAGGACGGGCAGGGGGCUGACCUGACCCUGGUGGGGGAGGCCCACAUCAGCAGCCCCAACAGCACGCUUCUGCCGCCGCCCCCUGCUCCCCAGGACACGCCUGGACCUCCGCGACCAGGCGGCAGGGCCCGCGGUGACCGAGGCCUUCCAGUCAGCACCGUCAUCGACGUGGACCUUGUUGCUGGCUCUGCCCUCGGGCUGGGUGGCAGUGUCCUGGGGGUGAGGGCAGGCCCUGGGAGGUUGAGGGCCAGCGGGUCCCCGAAGCCAGACCUCUCUGUCCUGAGCCCCGGCCAGGGUGAGCCUGCCAAGCCCAAGGCCAGCGCCUACCACGCAACCUUUGUCUGAAGCUGCCCCGGCCUGGCCAGCUCUCGUGUGGACACAUGUGUGGGUGGCCUGAGAGUGUCCUCGAGGGCCUCGGAGGGGCUGUCUUGGCUGCCACACCCUCAGAAGCCAAACUAGGAUGGGGAUGACCAUGUUGGACUGAUGGGCCUCCGACACUCUCAAGUUGGCCGCAGGUCCCCACACCUGGCCUGGGCUGUCCCCUCGGCACUCAGCCUCUGCCCAAUAAAGCAUUUCUGAGGACACACCAGGCGUCGGC